This is a messenger RNA of Peronospora matthiolae, 597 nucleotides long. NCBI's taxonomy places the organism in Eukaryota, Oomycota, Peronosporomycetes, Peronosporales, Peronosporaceae. The record is from the annotation of a GenBank genome assembly.
AUGGCACGUGGAGAUACAAUGCGUUGGUCGCGGAUCCUACUCCGCUUCUUGCAGUUUGCACUGUCGCUUGUAGCACUCGCGACACUGUCGAGAGCUUUCGUUGGGGCCUCGUACUAUGGAUAUUCGAGUAUGUUGGGAAGCCGAGCAGCGACGUAUGCGACCCUGGUGACGUACACGGGCAUGUUGGUGGGCUUGUUCCUGCUUUUGCUGGUGGAGGUGAUGCGAUUUUACUCGCGUCCGACUCCGCACUAUGUGGAACAGCUGAUUGACCUCCUACUAGCUGCCAUGCUCGUGGUUGCUGGCAUCGUGCUGGUUGUCUCGGACUACGUGGCCAACUGCUCGGUAUACGGGUAUAUGCUGCGCUGCAACCAGUUGAAGACCGCCGUGGUCUUCACGUUCCUCGCGUCACUGGCAUAUUUCGUGUCGUUUCUUGUCAAUUGCUGUGAGUCUUUCAUGGGCCCUCGGGCUCACGACGGAGAACGCAGUGACUCGGAUAAUGCGACCAUGGGACGUGGACACCCGAAUGCUGGGGGAUAUACCGCUGGGACGACGCCGACUGGAGCCUCGACCCCCAAAGAUGUAUCCAACCGAGUGUAA